AGCGGACUGGCUACGGGAGCACGCAGUCUCGAUAUUUUUUGGUGACGAGUCGACCUCUGUGCCUAUUGAUGUCAAAAACGGUUGGUACGUCUAUAUGAGAACGGGUGGGCAACAGGAGGUGAAGUUUCAGCCCCCCCCCAAAAGAGGCCUGUUUCAUAACGAGGGGAGAAAUCUCGCUACCUAUGUCGCGUCCGCGAAGGAGAUAGCUACCUACAUGCUGAGAGUAGGAGAAGCUCAAAUCACGUUGGAUAAUAAGCAGUACACGGUGUCCUUCCGUCCAUGGAUGACGGAACAAGAGCUGUGGGAGUGGCGGGAAGUGGCGAGAUAUAAGUUUUUUUGGAUACGAUGCCAAUUGGUCACGGUCGCAGCUCUUGUUCCGCUCCUUGGUGCCGUGGAGGACGCGUUUGGAAAAGUGGUCAGGGUACUCUCGGCCUACAAAGACCAAUCCUCACCAGAUCUCGUCAAUAUUCGUUUUGAUUUAGAGUCAGCAGCGAGACUACGGUACAAACGUUAUCUGGUGGUUGAUCUGGGGAAUGAUGGGCAACACUUCCACUCCGAAGACGACCCCGAUUGCCCAAAAAGGAAAGAGACGUCCUACGCGGACAAGGUGAAGGGCAAAGAUUCAAAUCAAGCGGGGAAAGUAAAAGACCGGGAAAAGGGGAAAACCAAAACCCCCUCCCCGGCAGGUGAGAAAGCUAAGGAUGGAGAGAAAGAGAAGUCCCCUCCCAAGAAUCCGACGAAUGGAAAGAAUCCGCUCCCCCCUGAGCCUGAGCACGAGGAAGGAAACGGGAAAGGGAACGGGAACGAGCGGGUAGAUAUCCCGAAGAAAGAUCAGGGAAACAUGACUACGGUUAGUGAGGAAGGUGAGAAAGAUCAGAAUAUGCGGAAUUCGGGAGGGCAACCUGUAGUCCCGGAGCAGGAUUCACACAUGGACGUCAAAGGAGUUGGAAGGGAGAUGAAAGGGUUGACAGAAGAGGAGAAGGGAAAGAGUGAAGAAGAAGCUUGGGACGGAAUGGAUGAGGAUAAAUGGGCAGGAGGAGAGAAACGGAAAAAGGAGGAAGAGGAGCCGGAAGAGGAGCUGGAAGAUUUAGUGGAAAAAUUACAGAGAGAAGACUCGACAGAAGACGAGGAAGAUGAGGUGGAUACAGGAAAGGACGAAAUGGAGGAAGAGAAGGACGACAGUGGAGUUGACAAGGCUCUCCAGUGGGAGCAUUCGUUCUCUUUGAGUGAGGAUGAGGAGGAUGUGGAGGAGGAAGAAGUGGAGGGAGUCAUGAUCCGGCUGAUGGUGAUGACCGAUGGCCCGAAUCCGGUCAACGUAUAUGACAACGCCACAUACGGUAUGAGUACUCCAGGCAAGGACCUGGAGGGAGUGACCACCUCCAGACAGUUACCUGGGAUUUCCUCCCCGGAAGAAGAAUUUGCAGAUUGCCGAGAAGUGAUCUCAACUUCAGAUAGAGAAGAAUCUGCGGACCGAAUGCCCGGAAAAAUCGGAUAGCCGCCGCGCGCGAGACUUAGUAUAAAACCGCGCGGACGCAGGGCUACCUCAUACCGACUCGCAAUGCAAACGU
Chara braunii is the source of this 1568-nucleotide messenger RNA. NCBI's taxonomy places the organism in Eukaryota, Viridiplantae, Streptophyta, Charophyceae, Charales, Characeae. The record is from the annotation of a GenBank genome assembly.